Molecule: messenger RNA, 3522 nt
Organism: Daktulosphaira vitifoliae (grape phylloxera)
Lineage: Eukaryota; Metazoa; Arthropoda; Insecta; Hemiptera; Phylloxeridae
Exons: 10
Coding region: 312-3374 (1020 amino acids)
Source: RefSeq, a predicted model, not a curated record
UCAAGUUCUGUCGACGUUAUGUUUAGUUAUUUUGUAAUAAUUCGAGUGUAUCAAAUUACUGAAAUAAUAAUAUUAUUGCUGGAUGUGUGUUUAUUUGUGUUGUUCGGUUAUUGGUCACGGGACAAGCACGCCAAGUACCGGAACUCCUCUGUUACACCUACGAUCAAUCACAUCACAUAGAGGCCGGAAGUUUCCUUCCGCAAUGGCUGCAGCAACCAGUGGAGGACCCGAAGUCGGAACUCGUGUAGUAGUUAGUCGACUCUUGGCGGCCAGUAGUUACCGCCUUACACGGUUUUGUUUUAUUCAUCGCAAUGGGCUGCGGAACCAGCACCGGCGCUGGUUGUCGUCUCAACAAGGAGUUAUACUUGCCGUCGACUGAGUUGCGUUUUAACGCCGGACAAAUCCAAAGACUCAACGUCAAUUUUCUCAGUGGAUAUGAAAAUUUGGAUGAUCUACCCACAUGUGGUAACUCAAGAGAAAUUAAAACUACUAUCGAUCAAAUAAUUCAAAGAUUGUUGUGUGGCAUUGGUAUUUUGGACAAACGGUUUGCUAGUAAAUUUUUAGUUAAUUCAGAACCAAUUUCAUCAAAUGUACAAUUGUCAAAAAGCUACACUUAUUAUGUUCGGCUAGAUUCACUAUCAGAGCCAAAUUUAUAUGAAGACGAUUAUGAAUAUUCUGUGAGAUGUGUUACAGAAGAAGAUAAUGCACCUCAAGGCUUUGUUAAAAUCAGAAUAGUAUCUAAUCAACCGGAACAAUGGAAUGACCUAACUGAUGAUUACGGAUAUCUCAGAAGAGACAAAGUAAAAAUGCGUUUUAUUGAGCUGCUCGCCAUAUCUGCGUCUAAAAUUGAUAUUCUUGAUUCGCCAGAAAACGUAGACGAAAGUUAUUUGUGUGGGUGUCCUGGAAAAAUUAUAGAUGCUGGUGUACUGCACGAAAUUAUCAACAUACCUCCAGAAGAACAUAUAUAUUUUGGUCUUGGAUUUAGUGGCCAAAGUAGAUUUCCCGACAUUAAAGAUCUUUGUAUAAACGUGGUUGAGGACGCCCAAUGUGUAAAGCUCCGAGUAUCUGGUCCAAAACUACCUACCGAAGUUGCAAUUGUUCUUUUACCUUUCAUUCAAUUUGAAAGUUUUCCAAAGUACACCGAUUUAUUAUCUAGAGUGCCUAUAACUCAUCCUGAUAUUCUUUUACACCAGAGAGCUUGUUCCAUGGGGUAUUUUGUAGUUCCUAUAACACCUCACCAAUCUGUACGCUGUUUUGACCGUCAAUCUACCUGGCAAAUUCGAUUCCCAGGUGCGGAGUGUUUAUAUCAAACUCAUUACUCCGAACGCAGUGUAAUUAGCAAUAUAAAUCAUUUUUUACAAACUAAAAUACCCAAGUUAAGAAACGGAGAUAGCGGCGUGUGUGUAGUUAGUGGUUACAUCCUCAAAUCACUUUUAUGGUUUCGCUUAGAAGAAUGUGGGUCUAUUGAACAAUGGGACCAUGGGUGUGUGGCAGGUCACAUACUAAUCAUAUUGGACACUUUAGUAGCUGCUCUCCGAGCUCAGCAUCACCGUUCAUACUUCUUUCCUUAUGUAAAUAUUAUACUGAAUUCCCCUAAAGCUGGUCGUACUAUUGUACCAGAGGAUGACUAUCAAAAUGAUGUAGAAAUAAUAGAAGCUUACAUGUAUGGAUUAUUCGAGAAAUCUCUGGGAAGUGACUCGAUAGUUACAGGCCAAGCAUUCGAAAAUCCCGAUCAAAGCUAUUGGAUGAACUUAGAAUCAGUUAUGUUACAUAAAUGGCAUAGAGUACUUGAUACAAUAAGUCCAAAACAAAGAAAACGAGAAUAUUCAAAAAAACAAUUAGAAUACAUAAGUGAAGUUUUCAAGGGAAUGUUAGCAACAAGGAAUUUUGGAAAAGAUACAACAUCAUGGUGCUUUUUAAAUGAAGAGAAAUUACCUCAUUGUAUAGGAGGAGGAAGAAGUGGUCGAAAAGAAGUCAGUUUAGACACUGCUUAUCUUGUGUCUGUAGUAAUAGAACAAGCGUUAGCAGCUAUAGGAACUCGCAGGGACAUUAAAUCGGUAUCCGAAAGAAAUCUCGGUGUACCCUGUUUUAAAAUUUUUCGGAAUAAAAGAUCAGACCGCCAACGUAGGAUACGCUGCCCAAUCAGUCGUCGUAUUUCAGAUGACAAAAACGAAGCUGCUCGGCAAUUACUAAGUAGCGUUUAUACUGAUGCAGUGACUACACAUUUUAAAGACGACUUCGAUUUAGUCAAAUUUGUAUUAGAUCAUUUGCAUACAGCUGCUCAAUCCGACAGGCGUUUAACACCAUCACUUCAACCAUUCCUACAACAACUGUAUGAUGUAUCGCGCAAAACGUGUUGGCAUUUAGAUGAAUGGCAACGACGCUGGGAUAAAGAAGAGCUCCAUUCUCUUGGAACGUUUGCCAGACUCCUUUGCCGCAAUGCUAUACAGCCAACUGAGGCUUUACAUGAUGCUAUACAAAAAGGUUGGUCAUGGGCUGAUAACCUAUUGCAAGUUUUAAUGGAAUUCCAGGAUGGUGUAGAAAUAAUUUGUAUUCCUGAAUCAAACAAUGUACAACGCUUUAGCAUAUCGCUACCAAAAAUAGAAAAGGAAAAUUUUGCGUCUAGAAGUUUAGGAAGAAUGACUGAUAAGAACUAUUUUACAAGAGCAGAUACAGUUUCUAGCAAAUUUAAAACAGUCAGAGGAUGGUCGUUCUUAGACGUCGAUUCGAUUUUAAGUAGCCAAAAGAAAAAUACUUCAAAAGAUAUAACUACUAUUUAUAAUUGCCUACAUUGUCAAAGUCCAAUGACUAAGGCCGUAACUAGUAGCAGACAAAGGAGCAAUCAUCGAGUCUUAGGAAAUAUUGUGAAUGCAUUGAUAACAUUACAAAAAUAUACAAUUUUGCAGGAAAUGUGUGCUGUUUUGCCAGAAGAUAAACAAGGACCCGUAUUAGAUGAUAUUCGGAAGAUCAGUAAAGAGAGACAACGAAAACGCCGUGAUCUGUCUUUGAGUCAGGAUGUUCAAACGACUGGUAUCUAUAGAUCGAUGUCUGAAUUAUCAUUAUCGCCAAAUUUGCAGAAUGUUCUAGAUUCUCAUGAUACCUCCUCAAUUACUUUACCUGAUUUAAAAAAUGUAAUUUCAGAAAAUAGUUUAUUGUCCACUUUAAGGAUAGCUAGACAUAAACAGUCAAAUAACGCAACUACAGUAUAUAAUCCAGCGUUCUAUGAUGCUCCGGUGGCUUUUACACAUAAUGAUACCUCAGCUAUUGGUAGAGUUCAAAAUCCUCUAUGCCAGCCUUACUUACGCAUGACCCAAAACAAUGAAUUUAGCUUAUCUACCGACCCAAUGCCGUUUAAUGAUGCCACUAAAUUAUAAAUUCAAGUACAUUCAAACAUCUAAAUAAAGUACCAAGAAUUUAUCAAAAUUUGUUUAUUAUUGCAUCAUAAUUCACUUAAGUCGAAUUUGUUUAUAUACACGGUAUUUUAUUACACUUUAUUAAUUGGCAGCUGGAACAAAAUUCAAA